Messenger RNA from Gambusia affinis (western mosquitofish), 6144 nucleotides. It is a transcript of the gene atrnl1a, whose product is annotated as attractin-like 1a. Gene Ontology annotation, cellular component: Golgi apparatus. Gene Ontology annotation, molecular function: protein binding. The record is from RefSeq and is a predicted model, not a curated record. Lineage: Eukaryota; Metazoa; Chordata; Actinopteri; Cyprinodontiformes; Poeciliidae. The transcript has 32 exons. Bases 629 to 4975 code for a protein of 1448 amino acids.
GCCGUGGCCGUACUGCUAAUGCUCGUUCUGGGGGUUUUGUGCAGGACUUCCCCCACCCCCAUCCCAACCCCAGCUGUGGAGCUAUCAGUCAGCGGAGCGAGGCGAAGCUCCGGACUGCAGCAGGAGCCGCGGCUGUCGCGUCCACCCACCGCAGAUCGGAGCCUAAGUCUUUGUUAGCAGAUGAGUUGCAGCGCAGGGCGAUGAGAUCUCGCUUGGAUCUUAAUUUCCAAGGCGAAGAGCGCUUUAUCCUUCCGCUGUGUGUUUACUUCCUGACGCAGGAUUCUUCGUCGCAGCUGAAGUUUUCUGGAAGACUUAAAAAUGCAGAAAAGGAAUUUUCUUGUAUGUUUAUUUGCUGCUCGGAACGAAUUGUUCCAGGUGGAGACGCAUCAGUAGUGUUUUCUAACGGCUUCCCUCAAAGUUUCUUGUCUUGUUCUGCCCACCUCCCCCGGCUUCAACCCACGCCGCUCAGCAUGUUCUGACAGCCCGCAGGUAAUAGUUAUCUCCAAGCUCCUUCUUCAUCGGGGUUACAGGUAGGGCUACUUGAGCUGACCCGCCUCACUGCUGAUCCCCGCGAAUCAGCUCCGGGAACAGCGGCAGCCUGUGUGGAGCUCAACGCGCUCCCAUCAUCAUGGAUCCCUCUGGAUGUAAACAUCUACCAGCCUGGGCCAGGUCAUCAUCUGGGCUGUGGAAAACAUAUCUGGGAUUACUGGUGCUGCUUCAUCUGGUGCUCCACGCCGGGACUUCGUCGGCGCCCUGCGAUAAGAGCUGUUUUUCAGGGAAGUGUGUCAACGGGAGCUGCGUGUGUGACCACGGCUGGGUCGGGGAUCAGUGUCAGCACUGCCAGGGAAGAUUCAAGUUAACAGAUCUGUCAGGUUCUCUCUCAGAUGGUCCAGUUAACUACAAGUACAAGACCAAAUGCAGUUGGCUAAUUGAAGGAUACCCUAAUGCGGCGCUCCGGCUGCGCUUCAAUCACUUUGCCACCGAGUGCAGCUGGGACCACAUGUAUGUCUACGAUGGCGACUCCAUUUAUGCUCCCUUGAUUGCUGUGUUCAGUGGUUUGGUGGUGCCGGAGGUGAAAGGGAAGGAGUCGGUACCCGAGGUAGUGACGACGUCCGGGUAUGCCCUGCUCCACUUCUUCAGCGACGCCGCAUACAACUUGACUGGUUUCAACAUUGCCUACUCGAUAAACUCCUGUCCCAACAACUGUUCGGGCCACGGCCGGUGCAGCGCAGGGAAUUCAGUGGCGGGCCGCGUUUAUUGUGAAUGUGAUGAGUACUGGAAAGGUGAGGCCUGCGCCGUUCCGUACUGCAGGGAUGACUGUGGCAGCCCGGACCACGGCUACUGCGACCUGACCGGAGAAAAGCUCUGUGUCUGCAACGACAGCUGGCAAGGUCCUGACUGCACCAUCCCUGUCCCCUCCAUGGGGGCCUUCUGGAUGCUGCCCAGCAUCAAACCGUCGGCUCAGUCCCUGGGCCGGGCCUCCCACCGAGCCCUGGUGCAUUCUGGGUUGAUGUGGGUGGUUGGAGGCUACUCCUUCAACUACUCUAACUACCACAUGAUGCUCAACUACAACCCGGACACCAGCGCGUGGGACGUGGUGCCAGCCAGCAACGGACCCCUCUACAGAUAUGGACACUCUCUGGCUCUCUACCAGGAUUGUAUCUAUAUGUUCGGUGGAAAGCUGGAGACAGGCCCUGCUAACAUCACAGACGAGUUGUGGUUGUUCAACAUCCCCACUCGUAGCUGGUUGCCACUGAAACCAGCUUCAGCACCUCUUUAUGCCCUGGAGGGCCACACGGCUCACGUGGUCAUCCUGCCUAAUGGCGACCCAGUGAUGCUGGUCUUCUUUGGCUACUCUCCCAUCUACAGCUACAUCAACAAAGUUCAGGAGUACAACAUCAGGUCAAACUUGUGGCAGGUUGUGUCUGUUGGAGGCGCCGUGGUUCAGGGAGGUUAUGGCCACAGCAGUGUGUAUGACCAGGCCAGUGGCUGUGUGUAUGUCCAUGGGGGAUACACGGCGCUGAGCCACAAUAAAUACGGCCUUGUGGACCACAUGUACCGCUACAGCGUCGCUACCAGAACAUGGUUGAUUCUCAGGGAGAGCGGGUUGCCGCGGUACCUCCACUCCGCGGUGCUGUUGAGUGGCACAAUGCUGGUGUUUGGAGGAAACACUCACAAUGACACAUCGCUAAGUAAUGGAGCCAAGUGCUUUUCUGCUGACUUCUUGGCAUAUGAUAUAGCUUGUGAUAAAUGGACGGUCCUUCCUAGACCAGGACUCCACAGAGACGUCAACCGCUUCGGACACUCUGCUGUGGUCAGCAAUGGCUCCAUGUACAUCUUCGGAGGCUUUUCGGGUCUGCUUCUGAAUGAUGUGCUGGCCUACAACCCUCCAUCCUGCCAAGCCUUCUUGUCCCCAACUCUGUGUUCGGCAGCUGGGCCGGGAGUUCGCUGCUUCUGGGUGAAAAACAGAUGUCUCCCAUGGGAGUCCAAAAAGCACGAUCAUAUUGUCCCGACAUCUUUCUGCCCCACACGACCCGACAGCACAGACGAACAGUGCAUCCACUUCUCAGACUGCGCCAGCUGCACAGCCAACACUCGGGGCUGCCAGUGGUGCGAGGACAGGAAGUGCAUCGCCGCCUCGAGCAACUGCACUGUGCUGACUCUGGAGCUGGCCCUGCAGCAUGGUGGCGCUCUGUCUCUGUCUCCACCUCCAUCCAUGUUGUCUGAACAUCAGCUCAGCUUAUGGAAGCAUGGCGCGCGAAGGAGGGGACAUUCGGUGAGAGACCCGUCCAGGUGCAAGCGGCGGGAGGAGCAGGAGUGUUUCCGACUGACCAACUGCAGGAGCUGCUCCCUGAACAGCAACUGUCAGUGGGAGGUGCAGCAGCAGGAGUGCCAGGUGCUGCCUGGGCAGCUUUGUGGGGAUGGCUGGUACCACGUCGGGGACGUCUGCCUGAGGAUCAACUCCAGCAGGGAGAGCUACGAUAACGCACAGCACUACUGCAAAAACCUGGGAGGAAAUAUAGCCUCUCUGCUCACAGACAACCAAAUUGGUUUUGUUCUGGAGGAGCUACACAAGUAUGAGCUGGAAAAUCAGAGGUUAUCUCCGUGGGUGGGCUUGCGGAAAAUCAACGUGUCCUACUGGGGCUGGGAGGAUGCGUCCCCAUUCACCAACAGCACUCUUCAGUGGUUGCCGGGGGAGCCCAGUGACUCAGGCUUUUGCGCCUUUUUGGAGAGAACGGAGUCGGCCGGACUUAAAGCCAAUCCCUGCACCGCCACCACUGACGGCCUGAUAUGUGAAAAAGCUGCUGGGAGUCUGCACAGUCAAAACGCUCGUCCCUGCAAGACGCCAUGCGCCCUGCGGACCAGCUGCGCCAACUGCACCAGCCAGGCUAUGGAGUGCAUGUGGUGUGGGAGCACCCAGCAGUGCGUGGACUCCUCGGCGUACAUCAUCUCUUUCCCGUACGGCCAGUGUAUGGAGUGGCAGACCCAGGAAUGUUCUGCUCAGAACUGUUUGGGUCACAGGACCUGCGCUGAGUGCCUGGAGAGAGUCGAGUGCGGCUGGUGUGGCGACCCCAGCAACACCGGCAGAGGCGUGUGCAUGGAAGGUUCCUAUCGUGGGCCUUUGAAGCCUUCAAGUACCAGGUCUGGAUCCAGACUGCGGGACAGGGACAUGGUGGUAGAUCAGAGCCUCUGCUCUUCGGACAGAGGCUACAAUUGGGCUUUUAUCGAGUGUCCUGCGUGUCAAUGUAACGGCCACAGCAGGUGUGUGAACAGCAGUGUGUGUGAGCACUGUGGGAACCUGACAGCAGGGACGCACUGUCAGGCCUGCAUCCCUGGUUACUAUGGAGACCCCACCAAUGGAGGAAAGUGUAACGUUUGUAAGUGUAACAACCAUGCCAAUUUGUGCCACGUCAGCUCUGGAAAAUGCUUCUGUACCACAAAGGGCAUCAAGGGAGACCAGUGUCAGCUAUGCGACUCAGAGAACCGAUACCUUGGUAACCCUCUCCGUGGAACCUGUUACUACAACCUGCUGAUCGACUACCAGUUUACUUUCAGCCUGCUUCAGGAGGAUGACCGCCACUACACCGCCAUCAACUUUAUGGCCACACCAGAACAGGCCAACAAAAACCUGGACAUGUCCAUCAACGCCUCCAACAACUUCAACCUAAACAUCACCUGGUCCUUCAGCUCAACAGCUGGUACCAUAUCUGGUGAGGAGAUGUCUGUCAUAGCGAGGACCAACAUCAAGGAGCACAGGGACAGCUUCUCAUGUGAAAAGUUUAACUUCAGGCUUCACCACAAUAUCACCUUUUACAUCUACGUGUCCAACUUCAGCUGGCCAAUCAAGAUCCAGAUUGCUUUCUCCCAGCACAACACCAUCAUGGACCUGGUGCAGUUCUUCGUUACCUUCUUCAGCUGUUUCCUGUCGUUGCUUCUGGUUGCUGCUGUGGUUUGGAAAAUCAAGCAGACCUGUUGGGCUUCCCGGCGUAGAGAGCGAGAUGAGGUCAGAGCUCUUGCUGAUCAGAGAAAACUGAAUGAAGAUUUCACUUUUCAGCAGCUGAUGAGAGAACGGCAGCAGAUGGCCAGUCGUCCCUUUGCUUCGGUUGCCGUGGCGCUGGAGGUGGGCGGCAACCAAGAGGAGCUGCAACAGGUUUGUCUCGGCCCUGUUGAAUCUGGUUCCCUCUGGAGUAACUUCCCUUAUCUCUGCUUCAGUCUGGUUUCCAUUUCACUCUGGAAGGCGGUGCCGAAGCUCUUUGCCAUGGAGCCGUGCUGGGGCAGCCGAGCAGGAGUCCUCACUGUGCUGCUGCAUCUCCCAAGACUCCCAUCUGGAAUACCUCCACCUGGACAGUCUGGUAUCGCCAUAGCGAGCGCUCUGGUGGACACAUCUCAGCAGCGAGUGGUGGACUCUAAAGAAAGAGGCCUCGGUCUGAAGCACCGCAAACACAUCGUUCACCAUCAGGGGACCUGUGUAUGAAGGAUGUGAAGGGUUGACCCUGGUUGACUUUUGAACUACACACUCCGGAAUAUUGAUUAGAAAGUUGAAGAUGGACAGCAACUUGUUGAUUCUUCUGUGUUAAAGGUCAUUGUUUUCCCUGUUUUUGUCACAUCUUUUUAAACAAGAAAAGGCUGUUUUUCAAUCUGUAAACCCAACCAAAUAUCUCAACAACUCCAGUUAAAUGGUUAAAAUCCUCAUGACGUUACUCAACAGUAAGCUGAUGUUAUGCCAGUGUGAGGAGUUUUAAUUAUCACUGAAGGACUGCGUUUUGAUCUCUGGAUUUGACGGUUGAAUGGUUAUUAGUGAAACAUUUCUUUUUCCUGCACCAUUGAACUUGUAGAUUUUGAUAUUUGCUCAGGUCCUCUGUGAUUGGGAGAUUAUGUCUGAAUGCACUGAAAUGCUUCAUCCGUACUUUUAUGCAAACAUAAAACGUGCGUUUUUUUUGAGAAACCACACAUUUCUCUCAAAAAGACCACUAAUUCACAAGACUAUUUAUUAAUCACUGUGAAGCAACAUAAUCCAACUUUACUCUUUUUUUGUUUGAUUGCAACAUAUCAAAACAUAAACUAUUUAUUAAUUAUGCAAAAUUAAUGUAAAAAAUUGACCAGGUUUUACAAAUGCACUUUUUUUACUUACAACUAAUUUUAUGGAAUCUGUACAGUUUUACCUUUUGUGCUUGAACCCUCUGGCUCUUUAUCAACUUAGUGAAUAAACAUGAAAAUAACAGCAGGAUUUGUAUGAUGUCAGACUUUUUUCUCUCUACGAAGCUUCUUCAAUGUUGUAAAGUAACUUGUAAACUGCAGAAAUUGCUGUAAAGCUACAAUGCGAAUUGAUACACCCCUAUUGUCCGUCUACCAUUGUCCGUAUUGUCCGUAUUGCCACUGGCUUAAUGAAUGGUAGCUCACAAAACUGUUUUUGUCCAUCUGAGCAAAAACAAAACUCUGUACAAAUAAAACCUUUUGAUGCAUCUUUGUAUCAGGCUGGGAUGUUCUGUGGGCGUGUCAAUCUUUUUGACAGCCAUGAUGAAAAAUGGUAAACUCACCAUGCAACAGGAGGAACCAAAACAAAACACUACACAACAAGAUACUGAGUUCAAAGGUCGAGAGACAAAAUGUUCAUUAGAAAUGAAAUAAAACUCAAAUAAAAGU